AGCAGUACAACGAUAAAAAUAAAAUGCCAGUCAGCGAAUCAUUUGAAAAGUCGACUUCAGAGUAGUCUCACAUUUCCAGUCUCACUCAAAUUUACACUCCCAUUUCGUCCUGUAACGUACGAGGGAGCCGCCCAGCUAGCAUUUAGGCAAGUUAGCAUUUCCAGCAGAAACGCGCCCCAGUUACAGUCAUGUCCUCAUUAAGCCUGAAGUCUUCUGACGAGCUUUGCAAACUUCUGGAUGAAUAUGGGAUUAACCAUGGACCCAUAGUGGACUCUACCAGGAAACUUUAUGAGAAGAAGCUGGCAGAGGCCAUGACCAAAAACCCCAAGCCAACUUCUGACAAGACGUACUACAGAGAAGAAGAGGAGGAAAUUACAUAUGUUACAUAUCACCCACCGUUGCAACAUGAAAACUCUGGAGAUGUAACAAGAAGAACGAGGACCACUGAUAAAGCUGAUGAUGUGGAUAAUUCAAAUGAGCCUAUCAUCAGCUACACUCGAACAGCCUACCAGAGUACCCCACGAGCUAGAUCAACAGCCUACACGAGCAAGUCAAGCCUGCAUGAACCUAGUCCAGGAACAAUCAAAUCUGAGGGGAGUAAAUCUGGUGGUGUGCCAGGGUGGCUCCGUGUUUUGGUUUUCAUCAUCAUUGCAGUGUUUCUUUACUAUGUGUACUCAAACAUGGAGUCUGCAGAUGAAAACCCUUUUAAAAAGAUUGAUGCAUAAGUAGUUUAUCGUUCCAUACGCAUGAAGAUGCUACCAAAAAUGCUAUUUUCCCCCCUUGUAGUGAUCUAUUCCAGUGUUUAUUUACAUUAUAAGCACAACUUUGUUUGUAUAAGAAACUUUAUAUAUUUGCAGAUUUUAUAUUAGACAUGAAACUAGUUUUACAUUACAUUACAUUUACAUUUACAUUAACAUUGCAUAAAUAUACGCAGAUGAGCCAUUACAUUAGGACCUUAUAGCCUGUGGGACCCCCUUAGUUACUCACAAAUUAUUUCAACCAGGUGGCAAUAGAUUUCCUGGGGUAUCUUGUACCAUACAUUACGGGGUGGUUGUGGUGACGUAGUGGAAACCGAAACAGAAAUUCACCUUCAUGUUCCUCGAACGACUCCUUGGCGAUUCUGGCAGUGUGGCAUGUCACAUUAUCCUGUUGGUAGUGGUCAUCACCAGCAGGGAACACAGUUGCCAUGAAUGGGUACAUGUGGUCCUCAACGAUUUUUAGAUACCAGACAGCUGUCUAAAGUGUCUCAAGAAAACAUUGCCCACUGCAUAACACUGCCACUGUUGGUCUGUGUCCAUCCACCAGUGCAUCCAGGUGCCAUAGCCUUUAUUGGUAAUUGGCAUAUCCGUGCUAGGCCAUCGAAGUGAUGCACCAGGAACCUCGAUUCAUCAGACCAGGCCACUUUCUUCCAAUCAUCCACGGUCCACUCUUGAUGAUCUUGGGCCCAUUUCAUUCGUUGUUGGCGAUGAUGCUCAGUUAGCAUGGGGACCCGGCUGGGUCGUCAUGGCCCAUACGCAGAAGGCCCAUACACAGAAGGCUGCGAUGAACUGUGCUCUGGCAAACGUUAGUUUGGUCACCAAUGUUGUAGCUGCUGGUGAUUUGUCACACUGUGGUCCUGUGUUUGCUGUGAACUAUACAGGACAUUCUCUGUUCCCCUCUGUCAAAGGCACUUGAACACCCCACGAUUCAAGCCAUUUCCAAGAUUGGAAUUUCUAGGUGCCGUACCAUCAAAAUUUGACCUUUAUCAAACUCUGAUAAAUCAGCAGCUUUUCCCAUUCCGACACAGAACAAUCUACUGACCAAAAGCUGGCCCUUGGGUGGUAUAUACUCUUCUAUGAACUACAACAGCUGCACCGUUCAUUUGCUAGGUGUGCUCAUUGCUCCAGGCUUGUUGUCUUCUUAAUGUAAUUGCUCAUCAGUGUAUAUAUAGUUGUGUUCAAAUAAAUAUCUGUAUGUGAAUAAAAGUGCAAAUAAUUUAAUAAUUUUCAUGCAUGUAUUUCAGAUACAUUGCAUUGAAGCAGUGAAAAUAUUACAGAUUUAAUUCUAAAAACCAACCAAAAAAAAGCAUUACGAAAUUUAAUCAAGUAUGUGUUAUUCUUUUGCAUGAAGCAAGAAAGGAAUAUUAAUGGGUUUUAAAAAGUUUUUCUUUUCAACGGUUACAAACAGAUUUUUUUCCAGGAUUUAACUUCACUUUAAAUUACAUUGAGUCAACCAAAUUCGGGUACCUAGAAUGUUUGGGAUUUGCUUGCAGUUCAAAUUUUUAAUGCACAAGUUUUCAAUGGGGUUAAGGGUAGGGCAUUGAACUGGCCACUCUGUUACCUCAAUCCUUUUUAUCUUGAACCAAGAGGUUGUUCGCUUACUUGUGUGUUUGGGGUUGUUGUCUUGUUGAAUCACCCAUUUCAGGGGCAUUUCUCUUCGGCAUAGGGCAGCAUAAUCUCUUCCGUGUUUUGAUGUAUUCAAACUGAUCCAUGACCAAUGGUACACGAUAAAUAGGCCCAGCAGCACGGUUUGAAAAACAUUUCCAUACCAUGAUUUUUGUGUCACCAUGCUUUAAUGUCUUCAUAGUGUACUGUGGCAUGAAUUUAGUACCUGGAGGUACUAAAUUAGCUUCAGUCAAACAUUUUACUGUAACUGUACUUACAGUUACGUUUAGAUCAUCUUUGAUCUUCCUGAAGUUUGAAUGAUUGGCUGAAUCUUUGCCAUUCCGACUAACCUUCUAAUGGUAGUUUUCUUCUGCCAUUUUAAAGCAUUUGAGAUCAUUUUAGCUGAGCAUUGUAUAAUUUUCACUUCUUUAUACGUCUUCCCCUCUCCAAUCAACAUUUUAUUCAAAUUAUGUUUAGAAUUGUACUUAGGGAUUCAGAAGGAAAUAUAUAAUGUGUGGAACAUUUGCCAUUCUUCUGUAAUAAAGUAUAAUUAUUCAAACCUGCUUUUUCACAGACUGAAUGAGUUCUCAAAUGGAACUCCACACUUUUAUUUUGAACAUGCCCCUUUUAAUGAAUAAGUAAACAAGGAUGUGACAGUUGGGUCAGCUAUUUCUUACACUACUACAUAUACAAACAAAAUUAUGCAAUGAAAAAGUAUCACUACUGUGGAAAAUUGGUUUAUCGGGUUAAUUAUGUAUGUUUUUAACAAAACUGUAUGUGUGUGUGUGUGUAUAUAUAUAUAUAUAUAUAUAUAUAUAUAUAUAUAUAUAUAUAUAUAUAUAUAUAUACACACACACACACACACACACUUACUGUAUAUGUAUCCCAGAGGUCAUGGUUGUAGCUGCUCAUCAGCUUAUUAAUAGCCAUACUUGUAUUAAAAAUGAGCUGUGUUGAAUCUCAAAGAAAGUAUUAUGCCAUAAUAAAAUACUGUCCAAAAUGUU
Messenger RNA from Tachysurus fulvidraco (yellow catfish), 3367 nucleotides. RefSeq names its product emerin (Emery-Dreifuss muscular dystrophy) (gene emd). Bases 189 to 725 code for a protein of 178 amino acids. NCBI's taxonomy places the organism in Eukaryota, Metazoa, Chordata, Actinopteri, Siluriformes, Bagridae. The transcript is spliced from 7 exons. The record is from RefSeq and is a predicted model, not a curated record.